GUCUGUCGCGGGACAUUACAUUUCCCGAGGCAAAGCUAUCAACGGCUGAAUAUUUUUGGAAGGAAAAGAAGCAGUUGAAAUAUGCCUUCAAGAGUCGCGAGAAGAGGUUUAAGUACGAAAGAAUCGAUUGUAUCUGGUCAUGCAGGUCAUGCAGGUCAUGGAGGUCAUGGAGGGUCUGGAACAUACGUCCGUCCAGGAGGGGGAUAUGUUUAUUUGGAGGAGGAUCUCACCAACGGACAAGUCAUGGACGUAACGGACAAGUAUGUGGUCACAGAGCCUUCAAGAAGGACCAUGCGACAUAUGCAGGCUCCGGUAAAGACCCUGACAACCAAUGGAAGCAUGAUUUCGGCAGAACCCAGUCUUAUCAGCAUGCCAAGGCAUCGACAGGAAAAAAUCGUCACCAGAGUUCUUCCAGCUAAUCCACAGGUCCAAAGAGUUGCUCAACGGCGUGUAGUAUCACCUCAUGUUGUUCAAGGGGGUUAUAGGACAGUGAUUGACAGUUCAAGGGGUGUGAUGAUGAAUGGGGGACAACAGAUCAUAAGACAAAGUCAACCAUCUGCUAGAUACAUUCAAAAUCAACAGGUUAUCAGAGAAGUUCAGCCAUCUGCUAGAUACGUUCAAAGUUCACAGGUCAUUAGAGAAGAACGCCCAUCUAGAUACAUACAAAAUCCACAAGUAGUUCAACAGGUUGUUCGACGUUCUGCUCCUGGUAAAAAAUAUUAUGUAUCAAGGUCAAGUGACUACACUUCUGGGUCCUCUUCAGAUUCAUCAACAAGCGAUUCCGACGAGGAAAGAACCGUCAUCUCAAAAGGUGAAGUCGUACAUGCCGUUAUCAGAGAUAACUGGACCUUCAGCAAGAGAGAACCAAAAGAGGAGAAAAUCGUGACCUCUGUCAAAACUAAAGGUCACAAGGAUGACGAUGCAAGUUCUUCUGCCUCGUCAAGUUCUCUAGAAAGCAGGAAGCUGAAAAUUUUGGAGCAAGUACGUGAUAAUGGCGUGGAAAAUGGACAAGUGAUUGUUAAUGAUAAUGGAACACCAGUUAUUGUUAAAAUGAGAGGCAAUAAAAAGAACAAAAAAGAGAAAAAAGGGAAAAAGGAAAAAAAGAAAGCAGAGGAGCUGUAUAGGCUUUAGAGCCAGUGCCAGAGGUCACAGCUAGGACAGAACCAGAAGACUAAUAAUUCACAAACUAAUAGAUUGGAGUGUCAUGGCUAGCAAAUAAUACUCAACAAUGGCAUCAUGCAGCUUGCAUGUUUCAUGAAAGUGUUGUCGAUCAUGUCACAAAAAAGUUCUUAGUUUAUUCAGUACUGAACUGCAAUACUAUCUUGUGUUCUUGGAAGCAAUUAAACAAUAAUAUUAAAUUGUAUUUUUGAAAAUUUCUGUAAACUGUCAUUAUUUGUUUAAAUUUAACUCAUUUUGCAUUUAAUUUAUCUGGCUAUUGUUAUUUAUUACAGUUUUGUAAAUGAAAUCUUUGUUUUAUGUGCUCUUAUUAUCUUCCCUGAAUUCAGAAGCCUUUUGUGAAAAAGGGAGGUAACUAUGAAAUUACUUUAUGACUAAAAUCUGGAACCCAUGUAAAAUUAAAGGGAAAUAACUCACCAAAUUUUUGACAUCUAUUUACAUGAUUAGGUUUUGAUUUUAAUUUGAAGUUGUUUUGGCUAAUCAAUUUACAUGUCACAGUUGUAACUUGUGAUAUAAAAAUAUUAUGGUUAAUUAAGCGAACAUAAAUUUUUCCUUUAAACUAGAUUUCAAACAUGUUAAGAAAUAACUUUAAAGUUCAUUUGGGUAGAUUGUUUAUGAUAAAAGUGUCUUUGACAUGGGAAAGAAUGAGUUCUCAUUUUCUUUUUGAAAUCCCAAAGUUGAUGGAUGUUUCAAUUAUUCAUAUCUUUUGUAUCGAUCCACUUAGCGGAAGAAUUAGGCCAGUUCAUUAUGAAAACAAUUACGUCUGAUUUAUUGUUAAAGAUCGUCUUUCUCAGUUGUACCAUUUUAACCCAUCCAUGAUAUGUUCUCAUUUGAUGUAGAUGUAGAUGUUAAGAAAAAUCUUUAAAAAAUCUUUAUAGCAAAUGAAGUUAAGAAAAACAAGUUUUUUUUUAUUAUUUCUUUUUAAUGCAUGCAUGCCACAUUAAUAAUGACUCAAACGCCAUUUACUCUUCACUUCAAUAAAUUCUUCGCUUCAACGAAUUCUUCACUUUGUAUAUUCAAUAGGUAAAAAGUACAAAGCAAUUUGAAAUAUUGACUAGCAUGAAAUCACCAUGUGUAAACAGCGUACACAAUUAAUUCAUACCUAUUAAGGAAAUCCUAGAUAAAAAUAGAUCUCGAUCGUAAAGCUACGUGUACACCUAUUAGGCCUUUGUUUAUUCAAGUAUACAUCUCAAUGUCAAAGCACCUACCAAUGUUUGCUAAACCAAUAUUAUUAAAAUACUUUAUUAUAUAUACUUAUAAUGUUUGUAUUUGAAAUUUCAUGUGAAUAAUACUGUUUAGAGGGCAAUUUAAAUUUCUCAGUACAUCAAUAAGGCAUUUUCCAUCAGACCAUGAACGAUCAUAAGAAAUCUCUUAUUGUUGAAGUUUAAAUUGAAAACUUUUGAAUUUUGACAUCAUCACGCUAUAUUUUUCAUCAAAUUGGAUGUCUCUAUUGAUAUGGAAAUCAAGUUAAAUUUUUUUUUAGAUCUUCGCCUUUCUAACCUGAUUGCAAUCAAUCAUGUUCCCAACUAUAGUCAUUUAAUUGAAAAAGAAAAUAAAGAUCCCACUUUGUCCAGGAUUUUGACUAUUUAUUUGGAUUGUUAUCACAAUUGACCUUGUAAUUAUAGAAAUAUCAUAGAAUCAUGUCCAUUUAAUGUUUAUUUGCGUAAAAAUUCUUUUUCAUUCAACUUGUAUGCUCAAAAAUACAUGAAAUUGUAAAACUUUCAAAAUGAUAAAAGAAUUUAAAUCGCUUAAUAAUUAAAUGAAAUUGAUGGGCAGUAUAUUUGAUCUCAUCUAAGGAUUUGUGGAACGACUGUACUAAGGGAGAAAACUCUUGAUACAAAACAUGAAAUCCAGGUUAUAUAUUUUUUAUUUUCGUUCAUUUUUCAUGAAAUAUUUACACAUUAUGUAAUAUGAAAUCCUGAUUGUUUUGAAUAAUUUAGAUUAGUUUAUUUUGCAUAAUAGAUAUUAUAAUGCUUAUAUAUUAUGUAAACUGCCAAAAAUAUUUAGUAUUUCUAA
Mytilus californianus (California mussel) is the source of this 3192-nucleotide messenger RNA. RefSeq lists its product as uncharacterized. NCBI's taxonomy places the organism in Eukaryota, Metazoa, Mollusca, Bivalvia, Mytilida, Mytilidae. The transcript is spliced from 4 exons. Bases 82 to 1131 code for a protein of 349 amino acids. The record is from RefSeq and is a predicted model, not a curated record.